AUGACGCACCCCAUCAAUGACCCCCGGGCGCCGGCACCGCCGGGCACCGACAGCCCUGACACCGGCACCGGAGCUCUGCCGGCACCGGCUUCCCCGGGCACCGACAGCCCCGGGCACCGGCACUGCCGGGCACCGACAGUCAUCCCUGGGAACCGGCUUCCCCGGGCACCGACACCUCCGGGCACCGACAGCCCCGGCUCCGGCAUCCCCGGGCACCGACACCGCCGGGCAGCGGCAGCGGGAGCGAAGCCCUCAGCGCAGACCCCGCGACAUCACCGGGCCAUCACCGGGCAGCGCGCCCCGGGCACCGGGAGCGGAGCCGCAGGGCACCAGCAGCGGGCUGCGAUGCUUCCCGGGGCGGGUCCCCUCGCCUUCCUGCUCCGGUGCCUCCUGCUCCUCUUCGCCUCCGAGAGCCGAGCCCGGGCUCGGCCGGAGGCGUUCUGCGACUUCAACGGCAAGAAGUACAGCCCGGGGGAGAGCUGGCACCCGUACCUGGAGCCGCAGGGGCUGAUGUACUGCAUCCGCUGCAGCUGCGCCGAGAACACCAGCAUCAGGUGCUCCCGGAUCCAGUGCCCGGCGCUGCCGUGUGCCAGCCCCGUCACGGAGCCCCAGCAGUGCUGCCCGCGCUGUCCCGAGCCCCCGUCCCCGUCUGGGCUGCGGGCGCCCGCCAGGUCGUGCCGCUACAACGGGACCACGUUCCAGCAGGGAGAGAUGUUCAGCGGCAGUGAGCUGUUCCCCGGCCGCCAGCCCAACCAGUGUGUGCAGUGCAGCUGCUCCGAAGGCCAGAUUUACUGUGGCUUGGUGACCUGCCCCGAGCUGCUGUGCUCCUCUCCCUUCAGCGUGCCAGAUUCCUGCUGCCAGGUCUGCAAAGAUGGCUCCUUUGAGAAGCCCACGGAAGAGGAGCCCCUGCAGUUAAACAGAGGUGUUAGACAUUCCCAGGACCAGUGCUUGGGAGAGGUGGUGGGCAGGAAGGCCCCCGGAGCCACCGUGUCCACGGCCCUCAGCUCUUCCCUGGAGCUAAUUCCCAGAAGCUUCAAACCCAAGGGAGCAGGCGGCACCACUGUGAAGAUCGUCUUGAAAGAGAAGCACAAGAAAGCCUGCGUGUACAAUGGGAAGACCUACUCGCACGGGGAGGUGUGGCACCCCGUGUUCCGGCUCUACGGCCUGCUGCCCUGCAUCCUCUGCACCUGCAGGGACGGCGUCCAGGACUGCCACAAGGUCACCUGCCCCAAGGAGUACCCCUGUCAGCACCCUGAAAAAGUAGAUGGGAAAUGCUGCAAAGAAUGUCCAGAAAGCAGGGUCAGACCCACGGACGAGGUGGGCAGCGCCCGGUGUGGCAGCGGCCCCAGCCGUGUCCUGGUGUACGCCUUCGUGCCGCCGCGCUCCGAGCCCUCCAAGGACGUCCUCAGGACCGUGGCCAUCGAGAGGGAGCUGGCAGAGGAGGUGGAAAUCUACAACUGGAAGCUGAUUAAAGGAAUAUUCCAUCUGAUCCAGACCAAGAAGAUCAGCAAGCAAGAAUUCAAGCAAGAAGCACAAAACUUCAGGCUGAUCACCAGGACAAACGAAGGUCACUGGAACAUCUUCCGAGCGCAGACGCCGGAGCUGAGGAUGACAGAGAGCCCAGAGAAGGAGACAAAGACGUUGUAA
Molecule: messenger RNA, 1647 nt
Organism: Agelaius phoeniceus (red-winged blackbird)
Lineage: Eukaryota; Metazoa; Chordata; Aves; Passeriformes; Icteridae
Gene: CHRDL2
Product: chordin like 2
Biological process (GO): cell differentiation; negative regulation of BMP signaling pathway
Molecular function (GO): BMP binding
Source: RefSeq, a predicted model, not a curated record